GGAAGCGGAAGUGCACAAGAGGUCACCGUUUGUUUUUCAAGAUGGCGGCCCUCAGUGUGCUCGUGUACCCCUGUAGACGGCUACUCUGGAGGCUCCUUGCUGGCCCGAUCGCAACCAGCUGGGCGCGGCUUCCAGCUCGCGGGUUCAGGGAAGUGGUGGAGAUCCAAGAAGGCAAGACGACUAUAGUUGAAGGCCGGUUAACAGGGACUCCCAAGGAAAGCCCAAACCCCCCUAACCCCUCUGGCCAGUGCCCCAUCUGCCGGUGGAACCUGAAGCACAAGUAUGGCUACGAGGAUGUUCUGCUGCUCAGUCAGUUCAUCCGGCCCUUGGGGGGCAUGCUACCUCGGAGGAUCACAGGCUUGUGCCUGGAAGAGCACCGCAAGAUUGAGGAGUGUGUGAAAAUGGCACACCGAGCAGGUCUGUUCCCAAAUCACAGGCCUCGGCUUCCUGAAGGAUUUGUUCCGAAGAGCAAACCCCAACUCAACCGGUACCUGACCCGCUGGUCUCCCCGCUCUGUCAAGCCCAUCUAUAAUAAAGGCCACCGCUGGAACAAAGUGCGUAUGGCUGUGGGGUCACCCCUCCUGAAAGACAACGUCUCCUACUCAGGAAGGCCUCUGGUGUUAUAUCACUGACUGGGCUCUCUGCAAACAUGACCAGAGCUCCCACACUCCAGCUCUGUUGCACCACGGCUCCAGCAGGCGUGGCAGACGCAGGAGGCAGUGGGACCGACUUCAGUGCCCUCAGCCUGCCUGACAGCAGCACUGGGAAGGUGGUUGGGUCCCUGAGCAGCAGCUGUGGUCUCAUGACUGCCUUGGGCAGCGCUUCGUGCUGGGGCAUAGGAACUCUCCCCAAAAGAAUGUCAUAAACCAGGUUCAUGGAC
Messenger RNA from Mustela lutreola (European mink), 880 nucleotides. It is a transcript of the gene MRPS18A, whose product is annotated as mitochondrial ribosomal protein S18A. Gene Ontology annotation, molecular function: small ribosomal subunit rRNA binding; structural constituent of ribosome. Lineage: Eukaryota; Metazoa; Chordata; Mammalia; Carnivora; Mustelidae. Gene Ontology annotation, cellular component: ribosome; mitochondrial small ribosomal subunit. The transcript is spliced from 6 exons. The coding region runs from base 42 to 632 and encodes 196 amino acids. Gene Ontology annotation, biological process: mitochondrial translation. The record is from RefSeq and is a predicted model, not a curated record.